CAAAAAAUUAUUUUCAAUAUUCAAUUAUUAAUUAAAUUUAAAGGCAAGAGGACAUAAUAAAAUGAGUUUAAGUAAUAGAAAGUCACCAAUAAGUGACCCGCAUUUGAUUCCACGUGUAAAACAGUAUUUAGAGGAAAAUGUUCAAAAGACAUAUGUUGAUGUUGAAGAAAUGACACAGUCAUUAAUGAAUCGAUAUCAGGAAUAUUCGCGACGUAAAAUGAUUCCUUUUCGAAUAAUGGUAGAACAUGCAUACAAGACAGUUUUACAUUCAUAUGGGAUGGAUAGCAAUCCUGGAUCGGAUGUUGACGAUAUGGGAUCAGAUUUAGAAGUAAUGGAUGACGCUAAUAAUGGAAAUCAUUUGAAUAAUGCAUUAAAUUCACUUUAUAUGAAAAAGACAAACAAUCCAGUCGUGACAUCAUCAGACCCAAAGCCAAUAAGUAUCGAUAUAAGCAGUGAUGAGGAAGAUGGUGAAAAUAGCAAGCAAAAGUCAUCAGGAUCGAGUAUUGAUAAAGUAACUGUAACUAGAAUAGCUGCAAAUGGAUCAAAGACUGCAUCAUCGACUGAAGAAUUACAAAAUAUAAUUAAAUCAACAUCACGUCCGGGUCCUGCAUCACAAAAGAAGCGUCGUCUAAAUGCAAUUGAGGAAUUAGAGAAGCAAACAGCAGCAGCAGCAACACCAUCCUCGUCAACAACAGCUGUACAACAAUCAACAGUAACAGAAAAGGCUCAAACACAAUCAUCAGGACCAAAACCAAAGAAAUUCAGAAAGGAAGUUUUUGCCAAAAAGUCUUUAGUGACAUUUGACAAUAUUGGUGGCAUGGAUAAGUCAUUAAAGGAACUUUGUGAAUUAGUUAUGCACAUUAAACAUCCAGAAAUGUAUCGACAUAUUGGAUUGCCACCACCUCGUGGAUUCUUGCUUCAUGGACCGCCUGGAAGUGGUAAGACAUUGCUAGCACAUGCCAUUGCUGGUCAACUCGAUGUCUUAUUUGUUGAAGUUCCCGCUACAGAAUUAAUUGCUGGCGUUUCAGGCGAAUCUGAAGAAAGAAUUCGUGAGAUUUUUGAACAAGCUGCUUCAUUUGCACCCUGCGUCCUCUUUAUCGAUGAAAUUGAUGCUAUAUCCUCAAAUCGUCAGAAUGCUCAAAAAGACAUGGAACGACGAAUUGUGGCACAACUUAUUUCAUCGCUUGACAAUUUAUCAAAAUUAAAGUUUGGUGAUCAAGUUCUUGUUAUUGGAGCUACAAAUCGUCAAGAUUCAUUAGAUCCAGCAUUAAGACGCGUUGGACGCUUUGAUCAUGAGAUUUCUUUAGGCAUUCCAGACCGUAAAGCACGCAGUGAAAUAUUAAAAGUCAUAUCAGGAAGCUUAAAAUUGGAUCGUCCAUUUGAUUACGAUGAAAUUGCACUUUUAACGCCGGGUUAUGUUGGAGCUGAUUUAUUGGCACUGACAACACGAGCUGCAUCGUCUGCCAUUAAACGAGCAAUUAAGAAAAAGGAGGAACAAAUCUUAUUGGAUGAAAUAGCUAUGAAAAAAAAUGAAGCUAAGGAAACCGAGGAACUUGUUGUGGAACCAAUUGUAAAUCUUGACGAUGAUUUAUUAAUGGAAGUUGAUAAUGAGGUCGAAAAAGCUCAAGAAAAAACAGACGAAAACAAGGCAGAAAUUGACAGUGAGGCAAACACUGUCGAAGAACAGCCAGCAGCUGAUGAUAAAGUAGAGGAACCACCAAAAAUAAUAGAAUCAAACCUGCCAGAAUCGACUUCAGAAGAAAUUCCAACUGAAUCUAUGGAAACAACAGAAUUAAGCGAAUCUAAAGUUGAGGAAAAAACAGAGAAAUCAGAGAAUAUGGAGAAACCACCAACAACGACAGAGGAAGUUCCACAUAUAUUGCCAGAAUUUACACUUGAUCAUAUGCUUAAAUGGCUCCAAAAUGAUAUUCAGCCAAUAAGUGAUGAAGAUCUCGAAAAGCUUGCAAUCUCACGUGAUGAUUUUCUUGAUGCUCUUAAGCAUGUUCAGCCGUCAGCUAAACGUGAAGGCUUUAUUACAGUUCCAGAUGUUACUUGGGACAAUAUUGGUUCCUUAAAAGACAUUCGUAGUGAAUUGCAGCUAGCUAUUCUUGCACCUGUUAAAUUUCCUGAAAAAUUGCAUCAAUUAGGACUGGAAUCGCCAUCGGGCGUUCUCCUUUGUGGACCACCGGGUUGCGGUAAGACACUUCUCGCUAAGGCUGUUGCCAAUGAAGCUGGCAUAAACUUUAUCUCAGUAAAAGGACCAGAAUUGUUGAAUAUGUAUGUUGGUGAGAGUGAACGUGCAGUUCGUCAAUGUUUCCAGCGAGCUAGAAAUUCAGCACCAUGUGUAAUAUUCUUCGAUGAAUUUGAUUCUCUCUGUCCAAAACGAUCCGAUUCAGGCGAUAAUAAUUCAAGUCAGCGAGUUGUAAAUCAGCUUUUAACAGAAAUGGACGGAAUUGAAGAGCGUAAAGGUGUAUUUUUAAUGGCAGCAACAAAUCGUCCCGACAUUAUUGAUCCAGCUGUUUUACGGCCAGGACGUUUAGAUAAAAUUCUCUAUGUUGGAUUGCCGGAAACAGAAGAUCGUGUUGAUAUCCUUAAAGCAUUAACAAGAGUCAAGCCACCAUUAGCUGAUGAUGUUGAUCUUGUUAACAUUUCAUGUAUGACUGAAGGAUUUACAGGAGCUGAUCUCGAUGGACUCAUUCGGCAAGCAUCAUUACAAACACUCAAAGAAUCAAUUGAUAACGAUGAUACGAUGAAUGAAAUGAAAGUCCACAAUCGUCAUUUUGUCGAUGCUCUGAAGAAAUUAAAGCCUUCUGUUAAUGAACAAGAACGUAAAAACUACGAGAAACUUAAGGAAAAAUAUACAGCAUCGUAAAAUUUAACAAUUAAUUGAAGAAUAACAAUCAUGCAGAGAUAAUGUGAAUUUAGGAUGAGCAGAGAAAUAAGCCAUCGCUUACUAUUAAGGACAAAUUAAAUAUAUGUUGAUUUCCAAAUAAUUAUAAUACUGAUAACGAUACAAACAAGAAAGUACACAAACCUUUAAUUUUUUUUUACAACAAAAAUAAGAUGAUGUAACAUGGUAUAGAGCAAGAUGCAUACACAUACUUAGUUUAAAUUACUUUCCAUUACUUUAACUAUGAAUUACAAUAGAUUGAUUAUGUUUUUCACUGUUUAUACUGAUGAUAAAAAAAUGAGAAAAAAGGAACAAGAUAAUAAAGAGAAAUCUCAAGAUUAAGAAGAUGAAAAGUAAAAAGUUCAA
This is a messenger RNA of Chironomus riparius, 3256 nucleotides long. Lineage: Eukaryota; Metazoa; Arthropoda; Insecta; Diptera; Chironomidae. The record is from the annotation of a GenBank genome assembly.